Messenger RNA from Drosophila novamexicana, 1304 nucleotides. RefSeq names its product heat shock protein 23. Bases 245 to 907 code for a protein of 220 amino acids. The record is from RefSeq and is a predicted model, not a curated record. Gene Ontology annotation, biological process: response to heat; protein refolding. Gene Ontology annotation, molecular function: protein folding chaperone. NCBI's taxonomy places the organism in Eukaryota, Metazoa, Arthropoda, Insecta, Diptera, Drosophilidae. The transcript has a single exon.
CGAAUCGCAUUGUAUCGGUUCGAAUAACUCUGCAUAAUUUCUCUGCGAGCGGUUCAGGCAGUUGGCUAUUCAGUUAGUUAGUUAGUAAGAAUCGAGCAGGGUGGAAGACGGCAGAGGACAACGGUUCUUUUGGCACCCCUUGCCAAAAAGCAACGCGUUUGCUCCGUGUGCAACGAAAAACAGCACCCCGCACAGCACAACAGGACACAUACCGGAACGUUAGGGAACGAACCGAGGCUACAGCAUGCCCAUUCACUGGGACUGGGAUUGGGAGCAUGAGCACGAGCAUGGUGGCGCACAUUAUCACUGGCCACCGCGUAGGCACUGGUCAACGGGCGAGCCGAAGUGCCGGCAGAGGCGCUACUACCUGGCCCACGAGAUGGACGUGUGCGCCCGGGAAUUUCAUUUGCGCGUGGACGACAGUGCCUGGUGUCACGGCUCGUGCCUGGUGGGCCGUGUGGUCAUAGAGACAGGCGCAGAGCCGGACUCGCUGGGCCGUGGCACCUUUAAGGUAGUGCUGGACGUGCAUCACUUCCAGCUUGGCGAGCUGACGGUUAAGGCCAAGAACAGCGACACCAUCUGCGUGGAGGGCAAGCAGGCGGACGAUCGCGCCGAGAAGGGCCAGCUGUGCAUCACGCGCGAAUUUACGCGCUGCUACAAGCUCCCGCGGCACUAUGAUGCCACACAGGCGCGUGCCACCUUCUCGGCGGAUGGCAUACUCAUGGUGACGGUGCCAGCACCACCCAAACUAGAUGACGUUGAGCGUGUGGUGGACAUCGAGCCCACCGGCAACUACUUUGGCAGCAUUUCGGAUCCCAGUGCGGCCAAGGCCAUUCAGCAGGCGGAUCAGAACGCAUCGGAUGAUGGUGGCGAGGCACAUCCUGCUGGCACAGCGACGGACAAAUGAAGCUGGCGACGUCUGGCGGUUGCGCGUGCCUGGCCACCUCUCUGUAAAUGGAAGAAGCGCCUCCUGCGCCGCGUGUAGGCCGUCAGAGGCAGUCGUUCAGUUUGAAAGAAGCUUAACUAGAGUACCAGAGUAUGUGGAACAAUGCGGAGAUUUAGCAGUCGCAACAAUCCUGGCAAAGCCCAGAUGCAUUCCUAACCAUUCACACAGUCACAUCCGAGCACCUUUAAUGGAGUACUCCAUGCAUUCAAGUAAUCCUAAUAGUUCCAUUGUUAAUUUUGUUCUUGUUGACACCUAGUGAAAUUGUUGUAAACGUUAUCAAAUAUGGCCCACUAGAAUCUAUAACUAUAGCAAUAUUAUCUUUAAGGUUUAAUGUGGAAUUUGCUUUAUGCCAAUAAAG